GGCUACAUUUCACACAUGUUUUCUAGCUAACAGAUGUAAAGGUCGUGAAUAUAAUCAGUUUUGAAUCUAGAUGAGAAACCCUAACGUAAUAGGCUACAUUUUAAGUUUCGUUUCCUCGGUUCUUUAACGUUUCCGCAAAAACAGCUGCGACUGCUUUAUACAAGUGUGUGUGGGUCAUCAUACCUCCGUAAAUCAGCACAGAACGCUCUACAGCAUGAGCAGAAGAAGAAACAGAAAGAACCGGCUCUCUUGGGCCGAUGCGCGUGCGGUUGGAUUGGACUUCAUAGAACUGCUGGAGGAAACAAACAGGAGAUCUAUUACUGACAGAGCCACACUCAAAGACAUCUACGAUCGAGAGUUUCGAGACAGGGAUGGAGUUAAAGACCCAAACUUCUCCACAGUGCUCUUUGCAUUGAGAAAAGGCAACAAGGCGCGCAUCACCAGAUCAGGACAUGUUUACUUUAACAAUAAUGUCCGGUUAAGGUUGCAUGAUCAGUGGUUUAGAUCUUCUCGCAGACAGCAAAAUCAAGCCACGCCUAGUUUGAGUAAUGGAAACUCACGACCAUUCUCUAGUGGCCAGGAGGCCUCUGAUCCACCCUCUGAUCCAGGACAAGAGGGUGGAGUCAGAGGAAGGAGGAAACUGGCUAAAUACAUCCUACACCGACUAGACAGUAAAGACAGGUCUGCGUUUAUAGCUGAUAAGUGUGGGGUGCGGGUGUCCUCAGACAGGAAGAUCAUUGAUGGUGAGAUUCAGAUCAAUGUGGACAGCGCAGAGGUUUAUAUGCUGAAGCUGUUUGUUGAGAACACAGGGCAGGAGGCUGUGUAUUUCACCUACUACACCGCUCUCCAAUGGCUGCAGUGUUUCACUCUGGAAGACAGCAAGAGAGUCACACGCAACAAUCCACUCUGUCUGGAACCACGUGAGCAGUAUGAGGUGACUGUGAGAUUCAAAUCCAGUCAUGUGGGAGUUUAUUCAGCUACUCUAGCAUUUGAGUUUAAGGAGAACACCCAAGCCACCACUCAACCCAUCCACAUUUUGCGCUUCAUUAAAGCAGUGUACACGACUAAGCUUGCAGCCUUACUGGGCCCCACAGAACCAUUCAAACCUCUGAGGCUCAAUACCUCUGAACCAGAAAACUGCAUAGUGGAUGAGGGUGUUCCACCUGAGGGUUUUGUUCAGAACUAUCUGGAAAAUGUAGUGCCGCUGGGGCAAUACACUCCUCCCCUCCAUAUCCCUGAGCUGGCCAAGCUCCUGAAAGAUGACAGUUCUUCCCGGACUCUGAGAGGAAAGUUUCAGGAACUUCAGUCACUAUUGCAGAGUAAGCUGGAGUUCCAUAACUAUGCGGAACGAUUCGAUUUACUGCUGUACCUGGAGGAGUGUCAAAUGCAUGUUGACAUCAAGAGAUAUAACAAAGACAAAGUCGCCUUAGUGAGGGACUCUGACAAAAGUCUAGUGGUCUUAAAUCUCCCUGGUGUAUCGGAGAAUCGGCCAUCAGUUCUGAGGGGAGACCACCUUCUUCUUACCAAAAGUAAUGAGGUCAGUCUUUCAUCUGUAACAAAAUACAAGGGCUACGUCCACACAGUGGAACUGAAUCAGGUCAAACUGGGCCUCUCCAGAAGAUUCCUAGAUAAAAUUUUCAUAAAUAACAUGGAGUUCCGUGUAGAGUUCACGGUUAAUCGUCUCCCGUUAAGACUACAACACAGAGCUGUACACAUGGUGGUCCAGCACAACCUCAAAGAUGUGCUGUUCCCUGUGGGGUCAAGGGAUGUGACCCCUACACCUCAGCCUUCCCUGAAACUCUUUGAUCAAAAUCUGGAGAGGAACCCUGAACAGUACAGUGCAGUAUGUAACAUUGUGGCCGGUACGUCCAAGCCAGCACCUUACUUGGUGUUUGGGCCUCCUGGCACUGGUAAAACUGUCACAAUAGUGGAGGCCAUCAAACAGGUGGAGAAGAUUGUACCUGGUGCCUGUAUCCUAGCAUGUGCUCCCUCUAAUAGUGCUGCUGAUCAACUGUGCGAAAAACUAAUCAGUAGCCAACACGUUGACUCACGGAAAAUCUACCGACUCUAUGCUAGUACACGCAAUCCUAAAGACAUCCCUAAGGCUGUAGCUAAAAACAGUAAUCUGGAUGGUGAUUUAAUUGUUUUUCCAUGUAAAGAGGAUCUAAUGUCUUACAGCAUCCUAGUCAGCACUCUGGUCACCGCAGGCAGGCUGGUCAGUGGGGGGAUUCCUCUGGGUCAUUUCACUCAUAUCUUUGUAGAUGAGGCUGGACAUGCUGUGGAGUCAGAGACCGUCAUCAGUGUGGCAGGACUGCUGAAUGCAGAGACUGGACAGCUUGUUUUGGCUGGAGAUCCCUUGCAGUUGGGGCCGAUUCUGAGAUCUCCUCUUGCCAUUAAUCACGGGCUUGGUGUCUCUUUGCUGGAGAGGCUAAUGACACAGAAUGAGCUUUAUAAGAAAGAUAACAUGGAAUAUGACAAACGCUACGUCACCAAACUGCUUCUGAACUACAGGUCUCAUCCAUCCAUUCUAAAAGUUCCUAAUGAGUUGUUUUAUGCUGGGGAGUUGAUAUCCUGUGCAAAUGAGAUCAACUCUAACCAAUACUGCACCUGGGAACACCUGCCCAAAAUAGGAUUUCCUGUGAUUUUCCAUGGAGUGCCUGGGAAGGAUGAGAGGGAGUCAAACAGCCCCUCUUUCUUUAACACCUUUGAAAUAAUUAUCAUCAUUGACUACCUGAAGAAGCUGCUCCUGACACAGGCCAAGAGGGGUAUCUCUAAAAUCUUCCCCAAAGAGAUUGGCAUUAUUGCCCCCUACAGAAAACAGGUGGAGAAGAUCAGACGGGCCAUUGAUGCAGAAGAGGACCUUCAAAAAUGCAUGGGCAUUAACAACCUGAAGGUUGGUUCCGUGGAGGAGUUUCAAGGCCAGGAGAGGAAAGUGAUCAUAGUGUCAGCUGUUCGCAGCAGUGGGAAAUUCAUUAGUUUGGAUGAAAUGUUUAACAUUGGGUUUCUCAAGAAUGAGAAGAGAUUUAAUGUGGCUGUGACAAGAGCAAAAGCCCUGUUCAUCAUGGUGGGAAACCCCAUCAUUCUACGGACAGAUAAAAGCUGGGGCAGGUUUAUUGAUUUCUGCACUGAGCAGGGCGGUUACACUGGAUUUAAUUUUUCCAGCGUGGAGGGAAUAGAGGAGGUUGAAGAGCGUCUGCUUGCUCUUAACAUUCAGGAGGACAAGGUGGAAACAGAGGAGAGUGCGGUCCAACAAUAUCUCAAUCCUGAGUGGAGACACGAGCACUAAAUAAAGAUCCAUCCAGCUCAAGCCUCUCCAUCCGCAGCGUCUCAAACAGCUCCCUAGUUCAGUAGUCAAGGCACUGAUCAAGGAGUCAUCCAUUUAUAGGGCCAUUUAUAUGGCUGUCCCAAUAACAAAAUAGAUGCAGUGUACUGAAACGUUCGCUCCCAAAAAAACAAAAACAAAAACAAAAAUCUUCAGAAUGCACUAUAAAAAACAAGGAGCAUCGAUGCUCACCAUGUUUCCUUACCGGAAACGUCGUCAGGUAUUCUGAAGCCUUUCAAGUCGUUAAAAGACUUGCACAAAUGUAAAACUAUUAAGUCAAAGACGUUAUUUUCCUCUUUGAAAAUGAUGUUGUUUGUAAUGUAUUAACAAAUGCGAUGUUGUUGAUUAAUACCAGCAGCGAGCUUGUUAUUGUGUCACAGGUGGUCGAGUUAAAAGUGUGCUAAUGUUCAGUGGCCGAAAUCGCGUUCACGAUAUAUUUGAUCCAGGGAGCUGAUUGAGACACACAUAGACUCGAAGUAUAAGUUUGGUUUUAAAGAUAGCACCUACAUUAAAUCAUAUACUAAUAUGUAAAUAUUACAUUAAUCACAGGGCUAGAGUCUGUGAAAUCUGAAUGUUUGAUAAUGGUUUCAUUAGAUUAAGAAAAAUAUAUUAGCUGUCAAAAUGAAAUGGAUAUGAGCACAUGGCCGAUAAAUCACUGAUUUUGAAUUAUAAUCUGCCUUAUUUUUUCUUCAAUAAAACUAUCAAACAAAAUCUCCUAGUUAAUCUUAUACAUUCACAUUAAGAAAACAUCCAAUUGUGUGUGUGUGUGUGUGUGUGUGUAAAAUCAUCGUGGAAUGUGGCCAAAAAUGACAGUUGGGUUUUGACAUUUACAUUCCUGUUGUUUUGGGUUGUGCACCUGGUGCAUAAUGGUAAAUAUUAUAUGUCCAACCACAACACAAAUUCUGAAAACGCAAAUGUUAAUAACACUUUCACUGAAACAUUAUUUCUUGAUUAAAUAGUUUAAAAAUAAAAUCAGCAUCUUUCUUGAUGUGUGAUUGUAUAAUGAAUGUGUCCUCCUUUUGGCAGUAGUGUACUGCUACUCAAUUUGUUUGUGAUCACUGUGAGUCCCCAUUAUGACAAACUUCUAUCCCUAUAAUGUACGACCUGUUUGGAAUACUAGUUACUUUUUUUUAGCUGUGAAGUAUGUUUUUCCAUUUUUAAAAUACUUUCCAACUUUACUGUGCAGACAAAACAAGCAAGUAAUUCACAAGUUGAUGUGAUUUGUGUAAACACUUUUGUGGUGCCAUCCAUUGCUGUUUGUUUGUUUGUGCAGUUGACCGACUUCUGGCUCAACCAAUAGCUUGAAUUUGUGGCAGAACUACCGCUUUGGCCAAAAUAUGGCAGGGGGAAAAUUGCCUAAUUCUGUUAGGUAGUGCAAAAAAUUAGUCAUGAAAGCUGCCAAUUCCUCACACACACACAGUAUAGCACACCAGGUCAGCAUGACAGCCUCAGUCUUACUGACCUAAUUCAGUUUUUUUUGGGCCUACUAAACCCUUAUA
Myxocyprinus asiaticus (Chinese sucker) is the source of this 4821-nucleotide messenger RNA. Its product is annotated as putative helicase mov-10-B.2. Gene Ontology annotation, molecular function: RNA binding; 5'-3' RNA helicase activity. The transcript has 22 exons. The coding region runs from base 215 to 3286 and encodes 1023 amino acids. NCBI's taxonomy places the organism in Eukaryota, Metazoa, Chordata, Actinopteri, Cypriniformes, Catostomidae. The record is from RefSeq and is a predicted model, not a curated record.